Messenger RNA from Ipomoea nil (Japanese morning glory), 420 nucleotides. RefSeq lists its product as uncharacterized. The transcript has a single exon. Lineage: Eukaryota; Viridiplantae; Streptophyta; Magnoliopsida; Solanales; Convolvulaceae. The record is from RefSeq and is a predicted model, not a curated record. Bases 1 to 420 code for a protein of 139 amino acids.
AUGGCUGAUUGUAAGCCUCUUUCCACUCCGGCUUCUACGACCAAGCCUGUUACUCCAUCUGAUGAGGUAUAUGACAAUCCUACCCAAUAUCGGCGUUUGGCGGGUGCUUUGCAAUAUCUCACUAUUACGCGCCCUGAUCUUUCCUAUGCAGUCAACAAACUGUGUCAGUUCAUGCAUGCUCCUACACUCGAACAUUGGGGACUUUUGAAACGUGUAUUACGCUACGUUAAAGGCACCUUGCAUUAUGGACUGCGUUUUUCACGUUCGUCCUCUUCUGCCAUUCAUGCCUACUCAGACUCAGACUGGGCGGGAUGUCCUAUUGAUCGCAAGUCCACAAGUGGCUAUGCCGUCUUUCUCAGUGAUAAUCUAGUUUCCUGGGUCUCCCGCAAGCAACGCACCGUUGCUCGCUCAUCCACUUAG